This is a messenger RNA of Nicotiana attenuata, 548 nucleotides long. RefSeq lists its product as uncharacterized. Bases 26 to 454 code for a protein of 142 amino acids. The record is from RefSeq and is a predicted model, not a curated record. Lineage: Eukaryota; Viridiplantae; Streptophyta; Magnoliopsida; Solanales; Solanaceae. The transcript is spliced from 2 exons. Gene Ontology annotation, molecular function: zinc ion binding.
AUUUUAAUCUGCAAAGAAGUUGAUAAUGUCAGAAAGUAGUUGCUCGUCCAAGAGGCGGUGUCAUUGCGGUGAAAUUGCUCACUUAUUCACUUCAAAAACUUCUUUUAACCCUAUAAGGAGAUUUUAUAAGUGUCCUAAGCCUGAAGCCAAUUCUUGUGGAUAUUGGGAGUGGCAUGACGAAGUAUUCCCCGAUAGAGCAUUGGUGGUGAUAAGUAAUCUAAAGGCUCAAUUGGAUGCAAGUACGGUCAAAAUCAAUACUUUGAGUACGUCGUUGGAUGCAGUUAAGAUUGAAAGAGAUAAGUUAAAGGAAAAGGUGAAGACUAUGGAGGCUAUAAACAAUUCCCAAGUGAACAAAGCAAGGGAAUUAGAAGAGAAAUUUAUGAAGUUGAAGAUGUUUAUUAUGAUUUUUUGUGCGAUGUUUGUUGGAUUUAUUGUCGCAUUAUUGUUGAAGUGAUGUAGUUUGUUAGGUUGUAUGAAUUCUCAAGUCUUUGCAAUAUUAGUUUGAAGGCUGUGUUUUGAGUUCUCAAGUUAGGUUGUAUGAAAUCAGU